AUGCAAAAACAACUAUUGCAAUGCCUCUUCUUCCUCCUCCUAUCACUUUCUUUCUUUUCUUCAUUUUCAUCUCUUGCUUUUUCCCUGAAUCAAAACAGACAAUUCAAUGAAGCCAAGAACUAUGAAGGUUCUUCUGACCUAGUGGACCUCCGGUACCAUAUGGGUCCAGUCCUUGCUUCACCCAUGAACCUCUAUAUAAUAUGGUAUGGACAUUGGAAUCCAACACACCAAUCCACCAUAAGAGACUUCAUCUACUCACUCUCAUCUCAGGCUCCUUAUCCUUCUGUCUCCGACUGGUGGCGAACUGUCCGGUUCUACACCGACCAAACCGGCUCCAACAUAACCGGUAACAUCAUCCUAUCUGGAGAAUCGUUUGACUCAAGCUACUCCCAUGGAAGUUACCUAAGUCGUCUUGAUAUCCAAUCCAUAAUCAACACUGCAGUCACCAAUUCAAACCAUAGAGCUCUUCCACUCAACCCACACAAUGGUCUUUACCUUGUCCUAACCUCUUCAGAUGUCCGAGUCCAAGAUUUUUGCAGGGCAGUUUGUGGUUUCCAUUACUUCACCUUCCCCACUAUAGUUGGGGUGACUGUGCCCUAUGCAUGGGUGGGCUACAGCGGUUCACAGUGCCCUGGAAUGUGUGCCUACCCAUUUGCUUGGCCUGACUACUCGAAAAUGCCACCUCCCGGGGCUGGAGGAGUCGGCGGUGGCAACGUGAUGCGCCCACCAAAUGGGGAUGCCGGUGUUGAUGGGAUGAUCAGUGUGUUAGCUCAUGAGCUUGCAGAGGUGUCAAGUAAUCCUCUUGUGAAUGCUUGGUAUGCUGGGGAGGAUCCAACUGCUCCAACAGAGAUAGCUGACUUGUGUAUGGGUGUUUAUGGGAGUGGUGGGGGUGGAGGCUAUGUGGGCAAAGUUUAUAAGGGCUCUAGGGGAGUUGGAUACAAUGUUAAUGGAGUGAAAGGGAGGAAGUUUAUGAUUCAGUGGGUGUGGAACCCUGUGAGAAGGAGAUGUUUUGGACCAAAUGCUUUGGACUAGAAUGUGGGAGAUUGGGGUGUUGUGCAAUUAUGUUGUUAUCAUUUGAUUCUUGCGUACUGUUUCAGAUUGAUGUUGUUUUGUUAUCUGAUAGUUCAUGUUCUUCAUUGUAGUAACAAAAGAAAGUCAUCGUUGUACA
Messenger RNA from Cannabis sativa, 1168 nucleotides. RefSeq names its product protein EXORDIUM-like 7. The record is from RefSeq and is a predicted model, not a curated record. NCBI's taxonomy places the organism in Eukaryota, Viridiplantae, Streptophyta, Magnoliopsida, Rosales, Cannabaceae. The transcript has a single exon. Bases 1 to 1032 code for a protein of 343 amino acids.